This is a messenger RNA of Adineta steineri, 858 nucleotides long. Lineage: Eukaryota; Metazoa; Rotifera; Eurotatoria; Adinetida; Adinetidae. The record is from the annotation of a GenBank genome assembly.
AUGGCUGAUCGAGCUGAAUUCGAUCUAGUUUCGGAUCGAACAUCGUCUUCAUCAUCAAAAUCUCGUCGAUCUUAUUCUCAAAGAAAUGUUUCUUCAUUACAACAUGAAUUAACAAAAAAUCGUAAAAUGAUUAAUGUUAGAACAUCAACUACAACAGUUCUUAAUCGUACACUUAGUUUUAAACCAUUGCCAGUAACAAAUCCAACAUCAUUAGCAAAUGUCGAAAAUACACCAGUGAAAAUUAUACCAAUUAGACAACUUUCACAUGAUUUUGAUACCUCUAGUGCAAUGUCAUCAUCAUCACAAGAAAUAGUUGAAGAACAUCAUGAAGCUGUCGAAGAAACUCCUAUUAAAGAAGAUGAUAAUGUAAAUGAUUUAUUAUCAUCAGAUAUAAUGGCACGUGAAAUUCAAAGACUCUCUCUUCGUCUUCGUUCUGCAACUCCCUUGUAUAAUGUUCCCGUUUUUGAUCAUCAAUCAAGUAAACCAGCUACUCUUCAUCUUUCUCAAGUAGUCAAUCGUGUAUCUCGUUGUAAUUAUGUUUUAAGACGUUUUGUACGAGAAGCACAAAAAUAUUCACCUAAACUAGAUGAAAAACGACCAGCAUCUCAACCAAUAACAGCAAAAUCAUUUGCAUCAUUACAAUCACAUGAAAAAGGUCGACGUCGUUUAUUUGUUGAUUCGCCUAAACAAAAUGCAUCUAUUACAAUCUCUGAACAACAUGAACCACCGAUAACUCCACGAAAAGCGAGUGGAGUUAUAAAAAAAUUAUUUUCAUCACCUUCAUCAUCUCUCAAACGACCUCUAACAUCACCUAACAAUAGUUCAACAAAUAAUGAUAAACGACAAAAACUUUUCUAA